GCUCCAACUCAGAAUUAAAGAGCGGGGUUUUAAAAAUUCGCUGCUGUUACAACGUCACUCGCGAGCACAAACAGGCGCUUUCUUUGCCCAGCCCGUCCAACGAAAAACAAAAAGAGAGGCCUCUUCAUUUUUCGGAUUUCCGUCAAUAAUCCUCCCCGUCAUUAAUCAGCUACUUUCUCCCUACUCUUAACUCGUAUAAUGCUGAGAAACGCCAUUUUACGACGAGCAACCGCUCCUGUGGUAGCUCGUAACAUGCGUGCUGUUUCGGUCACACGCCACUACGCAUCCCAACCCGAUCCUACCGCCAACCCCAUUACCGGCAAGACGACAUUUGGCAGUCUUUCCGAUGAAGAUCGUAUUUUCACCAACGUGUAUAUGAAGCACGACUAUCGUUUGAAGGGUGCCUUGAAGCGUGGUGAUUGGUACAAGACCAAGGAAAUCAUUUUGAAAGGUCACGAGUGGAUUCUGCAGGAAAUGAAGGAAUCCGGCCUCCGUGGUCGUGGUGGUGCUGGUUUCCCCACUGGUCUCAAGUGGAGUUUCAUGAACAAACCCCUCGAUGGCCGUCCUCGCUAUCUCGUUGUCAACGCUGAUGAGGGUGAACCCGGUACUUGCAAGGAUCGUGAAAUUAUGCGUGGUGAUCCCCACAAGCUCGUCGAAGGCUGUUUGGUGGCCGGUGCUGCCAUGAAGGCCAAUGCUGCUUAUAUCUACAUCCGUGGUGAAUUCUACCAAGAAGCCUCCAACUUGCAGGAAGCUAUCAAUGAAGCCUAUGCUGCUGGUUUGAUUGGCAAGAACGCUUGCGGUUCCGGCAUGGACUUUGAUGUGUAUAUUCACCGUGGUGCUGGUGCCUACAUUUGCGGUGAAGAAACCAGUUUGAUCGAAUCCAUUGAGGGUAAGCAGGGCAAGCCCAGAUUGAAGCCCCCAUUCCCUGCCGAUGUCGGUCUUUUCGGCUGCCCUUCGACCGUCACCAACGUCGAAACCGUCGCUGUUGCUCCUACCAUCUUGCGUCGUGGUGGCAAGUGGUUCGCUGGUUUUGGUCGUGCCCGUAACCAGGGCACCAAAUUGUUCUGUAUCUCCGGUCACGUCAACAACCCUUGCACUGUCGAAGAAGAAAUGUCCAUUCCUCUGCGUGAAUUGAUCGAAAAGCACUGCGGUGGUGUCCGUGGUGGUUGGGAUAACCUUCUCGGUAUUGUUCCCGGUGGUUGCUCUGUCCCUAUCCUUCCCAAGAACAUUUGUGACGAUGUCUUGAUGGACUUUGAUGCUCUUCGUGAUGUUACUUCAGGUCUUGGUACCGCUGCCGUCAUUGUCAUGGAUAAGUCGACCGACGUUGUUCGUGCUAUCUCCCGUUUCGCAAAGUUCUACCGCCACGAAUCUUGUGGUCAGUGCACACCCUGCCGUGAAGGUACCAAGUGGCUCGAGUCCAUGAUGGACCGUUUCGAAGACGGCCGUGGUCGCCCUGAAGAAAUUGAUCAAAUCUGGGAACUUACUAAGCAGAUUGAGGGCCACACCAUUUGUGCUUUGGGUGAUGCCGCUGCAUGGCCCGUCCAAGGUUUGAUUCGUCACUUCCGACCUGAGCUUGAAGCUCGCAUGGCUGAAUUCCAGCGCUCGAUCGAGAGCCAAGCACAGGCUAAUGCCAGCGCUUAGAAUGUCCUUUUAAUGCAAUUCCCACAAUUCCUUUCCCAUCACAGCAACCUUUUAGAUUAAAGUAAACUAAAAAAACCAUCGUCCAGCGAUAUUGUCAACAUGAAUGUUUUGAUAUGGGUUCCGACAGAUGGAUAUGUGCAGCACAUAUGGGUUGGUUGUCAAUGUAAAGGGUAAAACCGGGGACUGAGAAUCAGCUAAUAUUAAAGAAGUGGCCCUUUUACUUCACACGCAUAUUUGAUGACCCAUUGAAUUGCUUCUGCGUAUAAUAUCCCUCACUAUGUCUUACUCGAUAAGCACAAAUGGAUCUCAUCUCUCUGUAA
This is a messenger RNA of Zychaea mexicana, 1961 nucleotides long. Its product is annotated as NADH dehydrogenase flavoprotein 1. The transcript has 6 exons. Lineage: Eukaryota; Fungi; Mucoromycota; Mucoromycetes; Mucorales; Lichtheimiaceae. Bases 199 to 1641 code for a protein of 480 amino acids. Gene Ontology annotation, molecular function: FMN binding; NAD binding; NADH dehydrogenase (ubiquinone) activity. The record is from RefSeq and is a predicted model, not a curated record.